AUGUGGCAGGCGCGUCUAACUGAUGUUUGUAUGCUAUAUUAGUGGUAUGUUUGGAACCACCUAUCAUGUUGUUUGCCUUUAAGGUAUAAAAAUGAGAAAGAAGCAAGUGCAGGUCUCCUCCUGUACUGCCACUUUUCCAGUGGAAGCAGAGUGAGGCAAAAGAAGGUGCCAAAUGGUUUUAAGUUUCCGUUGCUGCCUGAGAUUCCUCUUCAAGUAGGGCAAUUGCUGCAGACACUCAACAAAGACCAAUUCACAAAAGAAAGCUCCUUGCAGUUGCUCCAAGAAAGCCUCUCUUCACUUGGCAGAGCAACCAUGGCAUAAACUUAACAUUUGCAAAGAUAUGCAGGAAAUGUUUCGGCCAAGCUGUUCUCCUUUUAUUCCCAUUAGUUUAGUUUUCCUUCUUUGUUUAGGCUGGAAAAAGCAUAAGGGCUGACUGAGAAGUUGAUUCACAAACUGUUUACUCUGAAGGAACAUCUCACUUACCAUUGUUUUAUCUGUUUUAGUCUUACUGUAUGUCUAGUUGCAUUUCUUUGGCACUGAAGGUAAUUCCACACUUUUUGCGGCGAAUGCAACUGCUGGUUUGGGUUUGUUGUGCUUAUGUCCAUAUAGUAGCAUCUCUUGAUCACAGUGGCUCUGUUUUAACACACGUUUGAAUAAAUAAAAUCUAUAGAAAGCUGGACAAAACUGUCUCAGACCUGAAUAAAAGAAAGCAUGGAGAAUGUUGAACAUCACCUCAUGCUUUUGAGGAGGAACGUGAGAUGCUAGCAGCUCCCGUUUGCUGUAAGGUACAGCUAGGCUUCUCCUCUGGCUCCUCUAACACAGAAGAAGCUGUCUACCCAACCUUUCUUCCUCCAUGGAAUCUGAGACAGUAUACAUGUGGCUCCCAAGCAGUCAUCUACCCAUGUACUGACCAAACUCAGGUUGGCUCAGCCAUCAGUAAGGUUGGGACCUGAAUUGAAAACCUGUGCUCUGACACUUCAGUAUUGUAAUGCUUUCCUCACAAAACAGGCAGUCGUUUUAGGAAGGGUUGCAGAUCAGUCACAGAACCACUGCUUUAGAUACAGAAAAGGUUCAAUACCCAGCAUGUUCAGAGAGUGCUGAGGGGAGGGGAACUUGAGCAGGAAAUCCUGGGGAGAACUACUGCCAGUCAGUUUAGACAUCAUGUCCCACAAGUGUCAUGGAAAAAGCAGGACAUCCUGUUUUUUUUCCUUGCAAGAAGACGGAGACCAUUUUGGGUGUGAUCUUGCACAAUUUCCUCCCUGGAAAAGUGCUUUUGGGGGACUGUGAUCUCGUGCGACACCUCAAAACACAUAUUUUUGGGUGCUGUGUUCAGAAAAGGUGCUUUUUUGAGGAGAAAGAUGGUGUCCCAGUUUUUGUCUUCAAUGUGCUGGAAGAUAUGAGACAGGACUGAGCCUAGAUGGGCCCAAGCGAGCUUAACUGUAUAAAGUAGUUUUCAUGUACCCAGCUGAACUUCCAACAGCACCUGGAGGAAACAAGCUCCCCGCAUUCCUGCUUUCCACACAAUUCACCUUUUUAAUAAUAAUAAUAAUUAUACUUCCUUAUUUAUAUGCCACCCAUCUGACUGGGUUGCCCCCAGUCACUCUGGGCUGCUUUCAACAAAUUAAAACAUCAAACGCGGUAAAACAUCAAACAUUAAAAACUUCCCUAUACACACCCUAUGUUCCGAGGCCUGUACCUGCCACCAGAAGUAUUGGCUCUCAACUGCCCCAGUGAACUCAUUGUCCCUCAUUAUACCCUUGCUGCUUGUCUACUCCCACACUAGGGCGUACUGGAUUUUCCAACUUUCAAAUCCCCAAAAUUAGGGGUGCUCAAAAGUUGCAACGUGCCCUGGGAAUUCAAGAGAUAUUCGGGUUAAAUGAGUAUAAUUUAGUUUUGCUUGGUAAGUAAAGCGUAUGCAAAAUUGCACAUAGAAAUAAUUAAAAAAGGGAUUGCCAAGUACUUGCAGUUGGAUUAUAUGUUAUUUCUCCUCCUUCUUCUUCUUCCUCUUCUUUAGCAUGACCAGACCUUAUCAGAAGCUAAAAUUCAAAACCCUUUGGUUUCCUGAAAGUAAUGAAUGUGCUUCUUCAUCCAACGUAGACAUCCCGAGCUGCCAAAUUACAAAAACACACACAACAGAUUUGAAUUCCUCACACCCGAAAAACAUAUAUUUAAGGCUCCUCACUGAAUAACCUUGCAAAAAGUUAAGUCUCCCAUGCCCAACCUCCAGGGCUGGAUUUAGGUUUGAUGAGGCCCUAAGCUACUGAAGGUAAUAGGGCCCUUUAUAUGUCCAGCUGCCCUUUGUCAACAACAGAUUGUCAUUGUUUUUUGUGUUGAAUAUAUACUAUAUGGUAAUUUUGGGACGCGGGUGGCGCUGUGGGUUAAACCACAGAGUCUAGGACUUGUUGAUCAGAAGGUUGGCGGUUCAAAUCCCCGCGAUGGGGUGAGCUCCCGUUGCUCAGUCCCAGCUCCUGCCAACCUAGCAGUUCGAAAGCACAUCAAAGUGCAAGUAGAUAAAUAGGUACCGCUCUGGCGGGAAGGUAAACGGCGUUUCCGUGUGCUGCUCUGCUUCGCCAGAAGUGGCUUAGUUGUGCUGGCCACAUGACCUGGAAAUUGUACGCCGGCUCCCUCAGCCAAUAAAGCGAGAUGAGCGCCGCAACCCCAGAGUCGGUCACGACUGGACCUAAUGGUCAGGGGUCCCUUUACCUUACCUAUAUGGUAAUUUAUGGACCUAAUAGGUAUCUAAAGCUAUUUGCAUAUAACAAAAUAUGUAUUUUAUCAAAGUAAUUGUUGAACUGAAGUAUAUUAAUAGUGUAAUUUUUUGGGGGGGGGGGGCAAAAGAGCGGGGCCCUAAGCUAUAGAUUGUUUAGCUUGUACAUAAAUCCGGCACUGACAACCUCCCACACGCUGCUAGCUCUUUCUGCCCUGUGCUCAGAGGUAAAGCUUGUAGAAUUAGGGAACUCUGGGACAUGUAGUUCUCAAGCCUAAAAGGGCCACAGAUGACAAGUCCUAGAGUGCCAGGCCUCCCACGGCGGGUCAAGCUCAUAGGCUGCCAUCUAGGCAGGGCUGUCCAAUCAAAGCCAAGCUGUUCUGAGGCCUGGGCUGAAUAAGGCCCAGUGUGCUGAGAGCAGUUUUUGGGGACCAGGAAGGCUGGCGCUGCAACCUAUGAACCCCUGAGCUCAGGGUGCCAGGUAAGGAGGGAGAGGGCCAGGGCUACUGGUGGUGGGUCAUGCCUGAACCCAAUAAUAAUAAUAAUAAUAAUAAUAAUAAUAAUAAUAAUUUAUUAUUUAUACCCCAGCCACUCUGGGUGGCUUCCAACAGAAUAUUAAGAAGACAAUGAAACAUCAAACAUUAAAAACUUACCUAAACAGGGUUGCCUUCAGACAGUGCUUUUUUUCUGGGGGGGACGCAUACCCAUAAACAUUUUGUGAAUCUUUGUACUUUUGUCCGUUUACUGUAUCCCCCCCCCCCAUUUGAACUAUAAAAUGGUGGUUUUCCUGAGUCAGAAUGAGAGUACCCCUAAACAUUUUGUUUUAUUUUUAAAAGCACUGCCUUCAGAUGUCUUCUAGAAGUCAGACAGUUGUUUAUUUCCUUGACAUUUUAAAUACACUUCAGCCAGAUUGCUGGGUUCGAGACACGUGUGCCCGAUUGAGCCCUGGCUUUGAAGCACACGCCCUCCUCUGGAGUCAUAGAGUUUGCUGCCCAAGCACUCUCUGGUUCUCUUGGAAAUGAUAGUUUCUUUGUUAAACAAUAAAAAGUGCAAAAUUACAAGUGCACAGAGUAAGAUAAGACACACACACACAAAAAGAAGAAACAAUAAAUAGUAUUUCUUGGUUCUCUUGGAAACAGGUGAGUGAGGCCUAGGGUAUUAUUAUUAUUACUAUUAUUAUUACUAUUAUUAUUUCUAUACCACUUUGUUUUUAAGAAAAACAUCUUUAAAAAAGCAGUUUACAACACAAACCACCUAACCACAACAAUUCUUUUCUUAUACCCCGCCCAUCUGACUAGGUUACCCCAGCCGCUCUGAACAGCUUCCAGCAAAAUACAAAGGGGAAAAGGGACAUCAGUCAUUAAAAGCUUCCUUCAGAUGUCUACUAAGUCAUAUAGUUGCUUAUCUUUGACAUCUGACAGGAGGGCGUUCCACAGGGCGGGUGUGACUACCGAGAAGGACUUCUUCCAGGUUUCCUAUAAUUUCACUCCUUGCAAUAAGGGAACCGCCAGAAGGUCUUCGGAGCUGGACCUCAGUGUUGGGGCUGAACAAUGGGGUUGGGUGGAGAUGCUGCUUCAGAUAUACACAUAAAAUAAAAACAAUCCAAAUUAAACAUUACUGGAGAAAGUUGCAUAUUAAGUAUGCCUUCCAAGCAACAUUAAUUAACAGGGAAGCAAAAUAUAUUUUUACCUUAAAGUUUUCAAAAUAAAGCAUUACAAAGGAGGUCAGCUACAGAAUGCGCAUUUAAUACGACAGCAAAAAUUAUCUUUAAACAUUCCAGAAGAAAAUGCUAAAGGAAGUCAAAUAUAAUAUACACAUUUAAAACAGCAUAAUUAACAAGAAAAUAAAAUUGACAUCUGUAGACCAUAAUGCAGAGCUUUGAAGGGCCAAAGCUCAGGAGUGGAGCUUUGCAUGCAGAAGGUCCCAAUCCCUGGCAUCUCUAGCUGUUGGGUGGGACAUGUAGCCAGAUCCUGUUUCCCUUUUGUGUGUUCUUAUACUUGCUGUUCUAGAGAAGGGAGAAAGGCAGGGACUACGACACAUUGUUUGGAAUACUUGUUCUUAGGGCUUUUUUUCAGCCGGGAUUCACUGGAACUUAGAAUGACACCAUUGCCAUUCUAAGAGAACGAGGGAGGCAUUUGUGGUGAGCACCUCUUUUUCUAGAAAAAUAUCACUGCUUGUUCUGUUCCAGCAGAUUGAGUACAGCAAAUCUUAAAAGUUCAGGGCACCAAAGGUAAAUAGAGGAUUAAUAAAUUUGGACAGACAUUCUUAAGCAUAAUUUACAAUUUAGCCUCAUUUUUUCCUUGUGGUAACGGGACAGCCAGCCUUGACUCAGUCCCUAUACACCCCUUAGCCCCAGUAAAGUGUAUGUAUGUUCCUCCCAAACUGUUAAUGGGAAAGGAGCCCUGUCCUCCUUUGGAUCUGAUCACCUUCACUGUUUCCCAUAUACUGCAAUCUGCUUUCUAUAUCCAUUCCACAGUGCCAUUUCUUCUGCUUUCUAUUUAUUUCUUUAUUUCUAUUUUGCUGAGAGUAUUACAGAGAAUUAAAGUAAAUCAGAAGAAAAAGAAAAGAGAAAAGGGGGGGGGCAUUAAAAUGCAUUAAAUUGCAGGGGAAAACAUCAAUAACAACAAUAACACUAAAAUAUAAUUAAGGUUACAGAACCAAAUAGCAUAUGUGUAAAUAGAUAAACUUAUUAUUUCCCUCAUGUAUGUAUUGUUUCAUGGGACACUAUGGUUUUGAUAAUAUAAUAUCAUUACAUUUGGACAAAUUUCUUCUGCUUUCUAGAGUUGCUAGAGUUCUCUGAAUGGGCAGAAAGAGAUGAGGACCAGAUCACUGGUUGGUUACUACUACUACUACUACUGAGAAGAGGAGAAAGUUGCUGAGAAAUUUUAGCAAAUCCUAAGGAAGGAGCAGGUAGCUUUUACAUUCAUUUCCUUUAAUGCUGAGAGUAAUCACAUCCACACCACAGACUUAAAAUGAUUUAACAUACUUUCCCUCUCUAGGAAACUUUGGGAACUGAAAGCUAGGGAUCUCAAACAGAGACUGUAUUCUCACCAAAAUAUCAAUAUUCCCAUGAUUCUCUGGGAGAAGCUGUGACAUUUCUAUAAAAUGGACAUGUAUUCAGUGUAGCUAUACCCAGCGGACUGAUGAAAUCUCUCUCUCCUUUGUCUCCUCUGCACUUUCCUUCAUUUUUUCAUUCUGAUAAACUGACAUUUGUUUCCAAUUCCCCAAACUUUGGGAACAACCCAAACAUAGAGAGAAACUCUAAGAACUAAUGUUUUUUUCCCUCUGCAAAAACAUAAAAUAGUCUUAUGUUUUCUCUGGGAUUUUUAAAAAAAGCACAUUAUCACUUUAAAGUGACAAGGAGAGAGAGCAGCUCUGAAGUUGUUGGCAGCUGCUUUUGCUGUGUUUAUGUGUGUGCAUAGAUGGGGGGAAUCAUAGUUGUUCCUUAACUGUGACAUCCACAUAUUCAGCAUGUGUGCAAAGCAGCCUUGUGCAUAGAUGUCAAUGUGUUGUUGGAGCCUUCGUGCAUUCGGAGUCUAUGGUUGUAUGUAUGUACAGUCAACUCGCACCUUAUGUGCAUUAAACAUGUGCAGUCGCAGAUUUAUGUGCUUGGCUGAAAAAGUUUUUUAAAACUUAAAAGGGGGUGGGAAAGUGGGGAGAAACCUUUGGCAAUCCCACCCACCCUUGCACACACCCUGGGAGAGCAUUCAGAAGUGCAGAGAGAAUCAACAGCAGUCUUGAGAGAGUGUGAUAUGCGCUGCACUGCACUUUUUACGGUUUUUACAAGCUUGUUCUGAUCAUACAGUGGUACCUCGGGUUACAUACACUUCAGGUUACAUACGCUUCAGGUUACAGACUCCGCUAACCCAGAAAUAGUACCUCAGGUUAAGAACUUUGCUUCAGGAUAAGAUCAGGAAUCGUGCUCUGGCGGCGUGGUGGCAGCAGCAGGAGGCCCCAUUAGCUAAAGUGGUGCUUCGGGUUAAGAACAGUUUCAGGUUAAGAACGGACCUCCGGAACGAAUUAAGUACAUAACCCGAGGUACCACUGUCUGUGGUUUUGGCUAGUACGUUGAGAGUCAACUAUGCUUAUAUGCCAUCCAGCACAUGGGGUGCUAUUCCAUUAAGUUUUACUCAGAGCAUAGAAUCAUAGAAUCAUAGAAUCAUAGAGUUGGAAGAGACCACAAGGGCCAUCGAGUCCAACCCCCUGCCAAGCAGGAAACACCAUCAGAGGACUCCUGACAUAUGGUUGUCAAGCCUCUGCUUAAAGACCUCCAAAGAAGGAGACUCCACCACACUCCUUGGCAGCAAAUUCCACUGUCAAACAGCUCUUACUGUCAGGAAGUUCUUCCUAAUGUUUAGCUGGAAUCUUCUUUCUUGUAGUUUGGAUCCAUUGCUCCGUGUCCACUUCUCUGGAGCAGCAGAAAACAACCUUUCUCCCUCCUCUAUGUGACAUCCUUUUAUAUAUUUGAACAUGGCUAUCAUAUCACCCCUUAACCUCCUCUUCUCCAGGCUAAACAUGCCCAGCUCCCUUAGCCGUUCCUCAUAAGGCAUCGUUUCCAGGCCUUUGACCAUUUUGGUUGCCCUCCUCUGGACACGUUCCAGUUUAUCAGUGUCCUUCUUGAAUUGUGGUGCCCAGAACUGGACCCAGUACUCCAGGUGAGGUCUGACCAGAGCAGAAUACAGUGGCACUAUUACUUCCCUUGAUCUAGAUGCUAUACUCCUAUUGAUGCAGCCCAGAAUUUCAUUGGCUUUUUUAGCUGUCGCGUCAGAGCAGAUGAACAUGAUGUAAGUUACGUCCAUUAAUUUCAGUGGGUCUACUCUGUAUAAAACGUAGUUGAAUAUCACCCCUGGAUAUCAGGUGUAGUAAGGGUCAGGAAGGCUAGCCAGUGGCUGUGUGAUUGGAGGCCCCCCUGCCGUGCCCAAUUCUGAACAGGACUUGAGUCUUCUCUCUGCUACAGCUUGGUCUUUGGUGCCCUCUAGAGACUGUUCUUACUCUUCCUGCUUGUUAUUUCAACCUUGUUUUAUAUUACAACUGCACUCCAAGCCAGCUUUUUCCAACCUGUUGCUCUUCAGGUGUUUUGGACUGCAGUCUUUAAGGCUGAAGUUCAAAACUUAGGAAAGGCACCAGGUUUCAGAAAGAUGCUUUAGAGUUGGAAAGAGUAUCACCAUCCCACAUGAUCUUCACCCAAUCUGAACUGGAAGUCUCCCGCUUAAGCCCCAAAUUAGAUGAAUAAUUGGAUGAAUAAUAUUUCAAAAACCCCAGCAAGCCUCAUGAGAAAGUCAUAGCUCUACAGUUUAUAUUGUGAACCAUGCUGAGAUCUACCUGAGGGGUGGUGUACAAAUUUAUUAAAUACAGCCCCAAACUCAAAACUGAAGCAAGUUGAUCAUUACCACUUAAUCCACUUAAUCCUAUAAAGCCUUCAAUGGCUCAGGACCUCAAGGACCGCCUCUUCCCAUAUGAACCUACAUCUUCUGAGGCCCUCCUUCUUGUGUCUCCUCCUCAAGAGGUCCGGAGGGUGCCUUCUCUGCAGUGGCUCCCCGUCUGUGGAAUGCUCUCCCCAGCGAAGUUCACCUGGUGCCUUCCUUACACACUUUUAGGUGCCUGGCAAAAAUGUUCCUUUUUAACCAGGCCUUUGGUUGAUCUGUUGACAACCUAUUCCCUUUUAAAAUGUGGCUCUUUUCUGGGGUGUGCAUAUGUUUUGGAUUGUUGUUUUUAUUCAGAUUAUAUAUGUUGUGAUCUUUUCUGUGAAGCGCCCUGAGACCUCCGGGUAUGGGGCAGUAUGUAAUCCUCAUAGACCUGAAAAUAACCAGCAGGACUUACUUUGUUCUGAUCAGUUUGUGAGUCAACCAACAUUGGGUGUGAUCUCACUCUGCCCUAAGUGUUUUGAACAAGAAUGCUUUUCACAGUAUUAAUGAAGUAGCUUUCUGUGGAGCCUGGCUUAAUUUGAGGUAGAUCUGACCAAGUUUUAAUCCCAGAACCUAAUUUUUAGUGCUUCAAAUGUGCAAUAUCUGAAUAACCACGGAUAUAUGGAAGGACUCCAUGCACCUUUGGCAUGUCAUUGUUCAUGUUCUUGUGAUGUAGAAAGUGGGAGACAGACAUUUUUCAUACUUUAUCAGCCAAUAAUCAGCAUGCAUUUAUUUAAAAAUGGGCUUUCCACUAGGAAACUCUAUUUUAGAUCACUAUCUAGCAAGGUAGCUUAUGGAAAGCUUAACACAGCCUGCCUAGCUGGAAAUGGCCUUAUUUCCCUCCAAUGACCACAAGGUGUCACUCUCACGACACUGGGCUUGCCUGCUAGAUCUUUGAAUCUCCUGCUGAGAGUGCUGAGUCAAAGCCUCUUUUUCUUCCAUGUUCUUGCAUUAUGUGUUUGAUACAGCACUUUCUGAACCUCUGUGUCCACAAACCUCUUCACACACAUCUGCCUCACACAUCAUAUACAUUUUCUGUCGAUUUUUUACCACUUUAACAGACAUGGUCCCCCCCCAAAAAAGACUAUUGGGAAAUGUAGUUUGUUAACUGCAGUUUCUAGAGUACCCUGGGAAUGGGAAUUAAUCGUUAAAUCAGUUUAAGGCUGUGUGCAUAUUACCAGCUUAAAACAAAGCUAGCAUAGCCUCCAGCAUUUCUCCGAUGAAAAUAGGGACAUCCUAAAGAAAUGUGGGACAUUCCAGGAUCAAAUCAGAAACUGGGAUGGCUUCUGUAAAUCCAGGACUGGCCCUGGAAAAUAGGGAAACUUGGAGGAUCUGAUUCUCUUUCUCAAUUUGGGUUGAGAGAAAUUAUAGGCUAGAUGUCAGGCGGCAGAGGAUCCAACCCCACAGCAGGUUGCCAAGAACAGAUAAGGCAAGGAAAAGUCUUUACCAACUGCUUUUUAUUCAAUAUUCACAGAGAGAGGCUUGGAAAUGAAGCCUCUUGGAACAAUGGCUUUGCCCUGAAUGAGUCUCCACCCCCUCCCUCUCUCUUGCGCCAUCGCUGUGGUUGCUGCUACGUGCCCUCUGCCUUUGAGCUCUUUAUUCUCCUAUUUUCAAUGCUUAUCAGGUUCUGGGAGAGGGGUGGUCUGGAAUGCUUUCUAAAGACACUGUGUUCGUCAUCUCUCCCUCUAAUGCUUAUUCUUCCUCCUCCUCCUCUCCCAUUAUUUCCCAGCUUUCCCCCUCAUCUGUCUCUGAACUGUGAUCUCCCUCAAACCCCUGUUGUAAUUCCGAACUGUCUUCUUCUUCUUUGGAAGGGUCAGGCUGGGGAGGCGGUCCCCACCAUUCCUCCUCUUCCCAGUCCCUGAUCCUCCCAGUCACAUGCAUAAAGCAUUGUGUAAGCCAGGAAACUGAUGUAUAGGCCCUAGCAUGCACACAGCUGAUUUGUCAUAAUUUACAUAAUUUUUAAUGGGGAUAUUAAAAAUUGGGCCGCCUUGCGUAUUGGCUUAUUAAUGCAGUCCCCAGCUGAUGAGUGUAAACCUGUUCUAAGAUGCAACUUAAAAUUCAUGAGAUGUUCCUGGCACACCCUUUCGCAGAAGUAACCUUGGUACCUCUGGCCUUUGGGGCUUUUACAGGUGAAGCAUUUUUAGCUCAAAACAUGCCCCAGAAACAAACUUCCCUUGUCUUUUACAGAAGCGUCACAUGGUCAUGCUUACUCCAGUGGUGAGAAAUUCCAUGGUCAUGGCACUUGCCUGAGUUGGGUUUCCUUUGGAAACAAGUUAGUGGAGGCUUGUGGUGUUUUGUUAUGUUUACGUUUAUUUACAAAUGUACAGGCCGAGCCUAGGUGGAGACACAGUUUAACACUCGCAGCAGGCAGACUAAGCCACUGCCCCACACCAGAUCCCCAGAGUGAGGCAGCUCCCCUCACUACAAAAAGGCACUUCCUGGAGCUUCCCCUCUCUCUGAAUCUCUCUUAAAACUUCUCGCUGCAGUCUGCUUCUCAAAAUGUUUCUACAGUGGUACCUCGGGUUAAGUUCUUAAUUCGUUCCGGAGGUCCGUUCUUAACCUGAAACUGUUCUUAACCUGAAGCACCACUUUAGCUAAUGGGCCUCCCUCUGCCACCGUGCCGCCGCCGCACAAUUUCUGUUCUCAUCCUCAAGCAAAGUUCUUAACCCAAGGUACUAUUUCUGGGUUAGCGGAGUCUGUAACCUGAAGCGUCUGUAACCCGAGGUACCACUGUAUUGAUUUCCACCCUAGUUUGCCCCUUCUCUCUAGCUGGAGGCAGUGGGGAAGAAUAAGGGUGAAUCAUCUUCCCCACCAAUCUCCUAGCCUUUUAGAAUUACAUUUCAAAGAAUCAUAGUAUUGUGGAGUUGGAAAGGACCCCAUGGGCCAUCUUGUCCAAUCAUCUGCAAUUCAGGAAACUCAAUUAGAUCAUGACAAUUGGCCACCCAUCCUCUGCUUUAAAACCUCCAAGGAAGGACGGUCCACAACCUCUAGAGGGAGUCUGUUUCACUGUCGAACAGCUUACUGUCAGAAGGUUCCUCCUGGUGUUUAAUCGGAAUUUCCUUUCUUGUAACUUGAAGCCGUUGGUUCAAGGCCUACCCUCCAGACUUGAACCCUCCAGAAGAUGAAACUUGCUCCAUCUUCAAUGUGACAGCCCUUUAGAUAUUUGAAGGUGGCUAUCAUAUUUCCUCUCAGUUUGUGGUGCCCAGAACUGAACACAGAAUUCCAGGUGUGGUCUGAUCAAGGCAAAGUGGAGUGGCAGACCACACCUGUGUCCUGUUCUGGCCACCAGAACAAUUUCCCCGGCAGAUGAUAUGUCUGGAAGCUUUGCCAUUCCUGUUACGCACUGUCUGCAGUCUUUUUUACCCUAUUAACUUUCUGCGAUCCAAACUUCUGAAACUCACAACAAUAUAGUCACAACCCUGGAUGUACUUUGGCUUGUACCCAAUAGUGUGGGAACAUAGGAAGCAGACUUAUACUGGUUUGGUUCACACAACACACUAAGCCAUAGUUUAUCAGGCAUUUCCAGCUCCUCUGCAAAGCAAGAACAUCAGCUGGGAUGCUUAAAAGGGGGAGUACUGACCAUCAGCAGUGUUACUUCACCUGUUCCUUACUCAGUAAGUUACUUCCAAGUAAAGAUACCGAGAAAUGAGCUCUUCGGGGCAGGGUGGGAUGGAGCUUACAAAUUGCUGACCCAGUAUAAUGUCACAAAACAUGAUGGCAUGCUCCCAUUGCAGGGGUGUUUAUUCCAUGAAUCAUAGGGGAAGAAGUUGAAGUAUGGUGUUACUAUGCAGGGAGUAGGUAAAGGCAGAUGAUUCACUCAAACAAAGCCAGGACCUGGCCGAUUAACAUAGCAAAGUAUUUCAUUCACCUAGAAUAAUGGCACGUUUUGAGUUAGACGGGGCCUUGGAGCUCCGCCAGUCCAAAGUCCUACUCGAUGUAGGAAUUUUUGUGCAUGUCUGAGAGGUUGCUUCUGCUGAAAUAGCUCCAUUGAAGGAGAGACCAUCUGUGAAACAGGUUGUCCUGUUAGCAGGUUUCCUCUAUUGUUAAACCGGAAUAUGUUUCUUGGAAAUGCCCUCCCAUUCAUUCUGGAGUUUGCUCCAUCUUCCAUGUCAGUGUUUCCCAUGCUGUAGACAGGGGCCCAAAGUGGUUGUUUCAGGUGGGCCACGCUGUCUGCAGCUGUCUCCCACUAACCUCUCCCGGGAACCCAGAUGGGUCUCAUUUGGCUUUCUCCUCUCUUGCUGCCACCGCUGUACCAGGAAGCGGAGGGUGGAGCGAGCAGAAAGGAAAGAGGAGACUCAGGCAGAAAUGGAGGAAGUGAGCAGCCUGAGCUAUGCUAUCUUCAAGCAUCCUAACUGACUAUGGCAUUUUAUGAUUGGCUCUGGCCCCAUCGUCCGCCAUUUUGUGACUGUUGGCCUCUCAAGUGGGCCCCAGGGGUAGAAAAUGUGAGAGCCCCUGUUCUGUGUGACAGCCUUUUGGACUUUUGAAGACAGCAGUCAUCCUGUCUUCCCUUAAUCUUAUCCAGGCUAAACAUAUGUCGCUGUUUCACAAGACCUGUUUUCUUCACCAUUGAGGUUGCCCUGCUCUGGCCCUACUUUGUGAAAUCCAACUUCAAAUAUGGCACCCAAACUGGGCACUAGUUUAUUACAUAAGCUGCCUUGGCAGCAAGGCUAUAGAGAUAAAAUAAAAAUAUGGUAAUUAAUAUUCAGUUUUAUGUAAUAAAAAUAGAUGAACAUCCUGGCUUAGGCUGCAGUAUUACAAGCAUCAAUAAGUCAUGGGCUUCCUGAGGAAUAUUAGUUGACCCUCUCAACCCCAUAUAGUUUGGUUACCAGUCUUUAUUGUGGAAGUUUUACUGGUUUUAUUUGCAUUUGAAUUGUAAUUAUCUUAUGUGUAUUUGGUUUUUUAAAUAAAAAAAAGGUUUAUGCAUUUUAGCUGUGUUUUUACCUGGUAUACAUAUGUUUAGCUACAGUGUGCUUUUUAUUAUUUUGUAAGUCACUUUGGGACCUAGGUGUGGUUGAAAAGCAGGGUAUAAUUUAUUCGGAAUUAUAGCAGUAAAUAUUGUGUGCGUGUGUGUGCCUCCUCUCAAAACCUCUAGAGUUCUCAUUAAACAUUUGUUUGUUCACUUGUUUCUCUUAGGUGUGGCACCGGAGCGCUGUUAAGACGGCUAUGGCUAUUAAACGCAAGUUCAGCACUCUCUCCUGGUACUACUGGCAAUACCAGCUGAUCACGAUGGCUUAUCUCAUGGAUCCUUUUGAAUGGUGGAUCUUCCACAGUUUGCUGCUUGCUUGCAUUAUGGGGUCGGCCUAUGUUUUUUAUGUCGUUGUUCCUCCUCAGAUCUGCUUGGUUCUGAAGCUCGUUUAUCAUGUGUUUGGCUUGCAACCAGAAAGCACCAUUCCAGCCAUGAUGUGA
Podarcis lilfordi (Lilford's wall lizard) is the source of this 13518-nucleotide messenger RNA. The record is from the annotation of a GenBank genome assembly. Lineage: Eukaryota; Metazoa; Chordata; Lepidosauria; Squamata; Lacertidae.